UGUGUGUGUGUGUGUGUGAGAGAGAGAGAGAUACAGUCUUUACAGGUGUGUAGUUGAGAUCAAAGAUGGCAGCACUGCAUAUUUAGUGGACAUUACUGCAGUGGUUCCCAACCUGUGGUCAGUUGCAAAACAGUAUGCUGAAAUGUAAUGUGUGUACACACACACACACACACACACACACACACACACGGUUUAAGUGGCCACAACAAAAGGGAGACAAACAAUGGUUAAGAUUAUUAAAGAAUAUUUUUUAUUAAACUGGAAAUCAGUCACAUCAGUAGUGUGUGGUGCAUGAGUGAAGUAUGUGAGUGCACGUGUUGUAAAGUGCAGAGCUUAACAUGCUGUAAGUCUUAAACUAAGACAUAACCAAACCCAAAACAAGAUGUGCCUGUGGAGCGGAGAGAGAUUACUAGGCAGCCAGGACCUGUAUACUGUGGAACACAGGUGUUCCAGAUGAACCAAUCAAGCUGCAGACAAAUAGGUCAGCAAAAGGAUCCCACACCCCAAAGAAGACCCCAGGGGUCGUCACAAUACACACAUACAUUUAUACAUAUAACACUGCUCCUUAGCAACACUCCUUAGUAACUCGUUAGCUGUAUGAAAGGACACGGUGUGAUUUCUGCCCUUGAUUGAAAUAUUCUCUUGAUUCUAUUGAUGUUGAUCAAUGCGUCAUCCUGGCCUUUUUUAGUUUACAGCUCUAGAAGUUUCCAUCUGCAGACCGGCUCGGCACAUCUGAUCUCUGCUGAACAAACUCAUUAUAAUGAGAGAACAACAAGAUAACAGGAUAAUUAUCUCGUUAUCUCAGGAUAAGAAAAAAAUCCUUUUCUCUUGAUGAUAUUUUGUUAUCUGGGGAGUUUGGCCUCUCUCAGCUCCUGUAGUGAAAAGACAAUGAUAGGAACUGUUCGCACACAUGUUUUUGCGUGCUCUGAGAACAGAUUUGUGAUCACUGUGGCUUCUCCCAGGCGCUGCCUCAGUCCAUGCAGGAUUAUAUACACCUCAUUACACGUCAAGUUUCAGCAUCUCUUUCCAAUUUAGAAUCUUGUCCUCUCCUGUCAGGCUAGAGAUGAGGAAUUAUGAACAGGGGGACAAAGUUUUCCAAACUGUGCCCCUAGCAAUUUUACUAAUUGUAAGCAUUAGUAAGACCAGCAGGUUGCAGGAUAUUAGCUUCCUAAGGGGCAGUGUAGCAGUGUUUUUGAGUCUAGUCAAGUGAACACGCUGAAGCCAGCUGAAGUUUUAGUUCCUUCCUCCUCUCCUUUGUUUAAACCUGCUGCUUCUUCACAUUGUUGCCUUUCUGCUCCUUUUUGUUUUCUCAUUCUCUCUUUGCUCUGGCUUCUCUUUUCUCAGCCCCUGAUUGGUGGGGAGUUUGACUAAAUGUUCGUUGCUCAUUCAAGGACUCUGUUGAGGUUCAUGGGCGCUCUGACAUAGAUGACAGCAAGCAAGUCACCUUCCAACGGCGACUCAGUGUAGCCUUCAAUCUGCCCUGGAGACAUGUAUACUGUAGAUCUUUAUAUAUAUUGUUGUAUUAUUGUUGAUGUAUUGUUGUCUUGGAAACGCAACAAUAGCUCUUGUCAAGCGACGGUCACCACCACCUGCUCCAGCCACAUUCAGCGGCAGAGAAAACUAGUAAUAGUCUAUUUAAACAUGUGAAAAUGUCACCUCGGAUUCUAGGGAAUUGAGGAGAAGAAGAAGAAGAAGACGAAAGAAGAAUAAGAAGAAAAUCCAUUCAUUGAAAAAAUAUUAACCACCACUUUGAUCCAGACUGAAAUGUCCCCUCAGGAUGAUCCUUUACCUUCUCCUCUGGCGCCAUCGUCAGAAUGCCGUCUCUGUCGGAGCAGCUGCAGGAGGUGCGGAGUCGGGCUGAAGUGUGUCUGUACUCUGGGGGCCGGGUGGUGGAGGUGCGGGCCGGGGUCAUGUCUAUGGCCAAUCUGCCUUUACCGCCCUGCUCCAAAUACCGGCACAUCGCUGCAGAGACCAUGGUCAUAGAGAACAGCGUCGGCAGCAACAGGAAGGAGACUCUUGCGUCUCUCCAGCGUUUGUCUACAGCUCUGAACAUCCUGGAGAAGUACGGCUGUAACCUGACCAACCCCAACAGGCCAAAGUACUGGAGGACUGUGAAACACAACAACCCGGUGUUCAGGGCCACUGUCGAUGCUAUUCAGGGGGGGCGGGCAGUGCUCUGUCUCUAUGGUUACUCCAAUCAGCAGCCAGAUGGGCUCAGCUUCCCUGACGAUGUCACAGAUCCUGAUGUGGGCCGAGUUGCUGCAGUAACACUGGAAGUGAUGAGUCUGAGGAUGGAACUGGAAAUGCUUAUCAAGGAGGUGCACCCCCACCCUGAGUUCUAUGAGAGAGUCAUUCCUACACUGAGACACAAGGACGUGGGUCUCAAUACUGACGCUGUGGUCUACCACUCAGAGGGCCAGAGCAAGUCUCUAGCCUUCCCCCUCCACCAUCACUCCUCCAGGGGGAGCAGCCAUGGCCACUCCCUGUCGUCCAACCACCAGAGCCUCAGGUCCAUCCAGGUUUUUUCCACCUCCUCAAACAAACACCCAGAGAACUGCACCAUCUGUGGAAUAUUCAGAAUCUCCGCCCACUGCCUCACCUGCCUCCAGGGCCUCUGCUCAGAGUGUGACAGACUGUACCACUCCUACCCUGAGAGGACCAACCACCGUCGAACAACCGUCAACUCAUCAUCAUCAUCGUCGUCGUCGUCAUCAUCAUCGUCCAAAAACAGGAGCAGUCACAGCUCUUCCACCUGGAGUUGCCUUCACUGCACCAAAGUCAACUCUGCCCAGGAUGUGCUGUGUGAGGAGUGUGAGCGCCCCCACCUGGAGUCCAUCAGCUGUAAAGCAGAUGACUCUCAGCCUGCCACCAUCACAGAGUGGCAGUGUAAGAGCUGUACCAUGGUGAACGCAGCCAGCAGUGUUCUGUGUGAGGUGUGUGAAAGACCUCGUUUAGCCACACGACCUCCAGUGACCCCAUCACACCCACCCAUCACCCCCCCCAGACCACCAGCUCCAGUACUGGGCAUGCCCGGUGACCCUGACAGCCAGUGGGUGUGUCAGUUCUGCACCUAUCUGAACUACUCUCCUGCGACAGUGUGUGAGAUGUGCGACCUGGCUCGUCCCGAGCCAGCACCGCUGCCCGCGAAGCUCCGCCCUCCCUCUCCCGUCAGACGGGUCCCCGCCCUGCCGAUCAAACCCAAAGAGCCCGCCCCCGAAGACCUGGACUCCUGGAGGCAGAAGCUGAUGAAGGAGGAGGGGCUGAAGCUGAUACAACUGAUUAGAGACGGGGAGAAGAAAGGCGUGAGUCCAGAGGAGGUGUACACGAGCAUGAGGGUGGCUGGGGACAGCAGCAUCCUGCCCUGCAAGUGGUUAAAGACGGAGCUUCCUCUGCUGUUAGACCAGGUCAGGAUGCUGGUGGCGACAUCCUCCCCGACCACAGCAGAGCACAAAAACAGGUCAUGUGAAGCUCCCGCUGAGGAUGCUGGGAAAGAGGCGUGCCCUCCAGAGACAGAGAGCGUGGUCCAGCUGUCCAGAGCAGAGGCCAAGCAAGCCUGGCUGACAGCAGGGGGCGACACUGAGAGAGCUGCCAAACAGGCCCUGAGAGACCGACUCGCCAAGGUGAAGGAGCUGUGUGCGCUGGGCUUCAGUGAUGAGGCUCGCUGCCAUGAGGUGUUGAGACAGAGCGGUGGUGAGGUGAGAGGGGCCCUGGCCCUGCUGCAGCGACCCCUACUGGAGCCCUUCCACAACCGCAUAUGGAGUGACAAGCCCGAGCCUCCUGUAGACAUCCAUCACCCUGACAAACAGCGGAUAUGUCGGAGGCUACUGGCGGUGUACGAUCUUCCCAGCUGGGGUCGCUGUGAGCUGGCGCUGUCGCUGCUUCUGGAGCACAGCGCCCCCUACUCCCUGGAGGAUGUAGUGCAGGCUGUACGAGAGUCCCACGACAGGGAGUUUAUCAAGAGAGUGCUGGCUAAAGAGUGUCCCAUCUGCCUCUCUAUCUUCCCCCACAGCAAGAUGCAGUCCCUGACAUCAUGCCAGUGUUCGGUCUGCUGUGGUUGUUUCCAGCAGCACUUCACCAUCGCUGUAAGGGACAAACACAUCAGGGACAUGGUGUGUCCAGUCUGCUGGGAGCCCAACAUCAACGACCCUGAACAUCUCAACAGCUACUUCUCCACCCUGGACAUCCAGCUGCGAGAGUGUCUGGAGCCAGAGGUCUAUGAGCUGUUCCAUAAGAAGCUGACAGAGCAGGCUCUCAUCAAGGACCCCAAGUUCCUUUGGUGCUGUCACUGUUCCUAUGGGUUUAUCUAUGAUGGAGACCAGCUGAAGGUUACCUGUUUUCAGUGUCGCAACAGUUUCUGUGCUCAGUGUAAAAAGCCUUGGGAGUCCCAGCAUGCAGGUCUGUCCUGUGAACAGUACCAGUCAUGGAAGAGAGAGAAUGAUCCAGAGUAUCAGAAGCAGGGUCUGGCUGGAUACCUCAGAGACAACGGCAUCACCUGUCCUAACUGCCGCUUCCAGUACGCGCUGUCUAAAGGAGGCUGCAUGCAUUUCUGCUGCUCACAGUGUCGUUACCAGUUCUGCAGUGGCUGCAACAACCCUUUCCACACUACCUGUGCCGUGGAUGAGUGCAGUGUGUCUGGACUACAUGCCCAUCAUCCCAGAGACUGCCUCUUCUAUCUGAGAGACUGGGAACCUUCCAGACUGCAGGCUUUACUCCAGAAUAAUGAAGUGGCCUUCAACACUGAACCUCCUCCUGGAACACAGACAGGUCUGUGUGGAGUGAUAGAGCAGAAGGAUGAGGGAGGGCAACAGCCGGACUCAGCCUGUGGAGCUCAGACCCAACAUGGACACGCUGGACUCUGCGAGAAGCAUUACCGGGAGUACCUGGUCAGCCUGAUCAACAGCCACUCAAUCGACCCUGCCCCCCUCUACAGCUCCAACGAGCUGCUGUUGGCCUGCAGGAGGUACAAGGUGGACGACGACCGCAGGGACGGAGAGGACGGCUUCACCUACUACAGCAGACUGCUCGAGAAACUGAUGGACGAGGUCCCCCUCGGUGACAAAGUGCCACGCAAGAAAUAACGAACACCUCAAUUCCUCUUUUUUGUUUCCUGCAGCUGUGAUCCUGUCGACCUUUCAAAUUAAAACUCAGACCCAAGAGACACAGUUUUCUUUAUGUUUUAGUUCUGUAAAUGUUUGCUUAUGUUCCAACAACAGCCUUUUACUCUGGACAGUGUUCGGGUGUGUCAUGAUCUAAGUGCUGCUUUAAAUUAGCAUUAGAGCAGAACAUGAUGACAUCAAAUACUGUUGGUUUCAGCUGAGAGGUUUAAUCAUCUACAUGCAAACACAUCUCCACACCAUCAUUUCUUAACUACAUUUCAGAGAGUGGAAAUUUUAAGCUGAACUCAAACUAGAGUGCACAGGUGACUGUGUAAGAAACACUCCCUCUAUCCCUGAUGUCAUCAUCAUGAAAACGAGAUUCUACUGACAAUUACAUUGUAAACUUCACUGUUGUCCCUGGCAGGAUCUUGUAGACUAAUGGACAGUGAUCUGAUUGGUCUGGUUGUUGGCAUCUGAUCCUUUUAACUGAACCUAAUCUCUAGCAGAUUAACCAUGCAGCAUAGGUUACCAUGGUGAUCUACCCCAGUUAAAAGUGAACAGGCUUCUUGAUACAGGAAAACAGAUCUAAUUCCAUGAUACUGGCCCCAGGUGUUGAAUCACAUCGUCAUCUGUGUUUACUGCACAUUUGUUGUGUUUUAUUUAUUGUGUGUAAAAUAAAAUGAUAUAAAUAUAA
Molecule: messenger RNA, 5790 nt
Organism: Seriola aureovittata
Lineage: Eukaryota; Metazoa; Chordata; Actinopteri; Carangiformes; Carangidae
Product: E3 ubiquitin-protein ligase RNF31
Exons: 24
Coding region: 1815-5078 (1087 amino acids)
Biological process (GO): protein linear polyubiquitination
Cellular component (GO): LUBAC complex
Molecular function (GO): ubiquitin protein ligase activity; linear polyubiquitin binding; K63-linked polyubiquitin modification-dependent protein binding
Source: RefSeq, a predicted model, not a curated record